AUGCUACGCGCAACUGGAAGUGUUAUCCCCCGUUGUAUUCAAGUUGUAAAUUUCUCAAGCGGCAAGGAGUUCAUCAACCUGUUUUACACACAUUUGCGUGCUCAACAUUUCAGACCGUUAAAAGCCUGCACAGGUCAGGUAAAAAUGUUUGAAGAGAUUCAGUCGAACAAGAGGAAGCAGGUUGAGGAGGGGGAGUCGUGCGAGGCGGUCAAGAGGACCAAGUUAGUCCCGAUCGGGGGAGGAUUAGCGGUAGGGGCAUCAUCAAAGGAGGAAAAGGGCAACCAGGUGAAGAUUGAAGAGGAUGACUCGAUUAGCAAAGAAACAACAGAUGAUGUGGAGGCAGAGAAGGAUGACCUGGUCAGCAAGGAAGAAAGAGACCAGGUGAAGAUUGAAAAGGAUGAUCCCCCGAGUGCGUAUCCCUCCUUCGUGUGUGCAACGGAAAUGAUGCAAGCGAGCGAUACGGUCACUGUAAAGGUGAGCGAUACAGUCACUGUAAAGGCGAGCGAAAAUAACGAACCGGUCGAAACAAAGGAAGGGGAAGUAAAAACAAUCGUUACGUGGAACAUGAACAGUAUAACUGUAAGAUACAAAAACAAGGAAAAGUGGAAUGCCUUUAUGAGUUUCUUUAAUCGAAUCAAUGCAGACGUGUUGUGUUUUCAGGAGGUACGACUACCUGCCCUGAAUCUGUACGACGCGAAAGAAGCGAAGGAUGGAGAACGAGACAGAGGGAAGGUGAAAAAUACAGACCAGAAGAGUCAAGUGGAUUUUGAUAUCAUGGAGAAAAUUCUGAAAGAAGAUUUUCACAACUACAAUGCCUACUUCAGUUUAGCGAACAUAAAAUAUAGUGGACAGCUUGUCUUGGUAAAGAGAAGCAUACCGAUAAAAUCCAUUCGAUACAACCUGUCGUUUGAUUUGGACCCGAGAGAACAUCAUCACGAGGGUAGGGUGAUCAUUGUGGAGUUUAGUAAGUUCUAUCUCUUAAGUACAUACACACCGAACAACGGAUUUGAACCUGUUAAGUUUGAAAGAAGGAGGUUGUUCGAUGAGAAGCUAAAAGAGUUUGUAUCCGUUUUACGAAAUAAGAAGAAGAACUUGGUAUGGACAGGAGAUCUUAACAUCGCACCCGAGGACACUGAUUUAUCACAUCCCGCUGAAUUUAGAAGAAUGAAAAAGGGAAAUGUUCCAAAGGAGUUCGUUGGACAACCUGGUUGCACCGACUUUGAACGGAAGAAUUUUAGGGGUAUUCUUUCCGCAGGGGAUUUAAUCGACUCGUAUAGGCAUUUGGCAAACCUACGCGCUAACAAAGGGGAGCCUGGUAAGGCCACGCACAACAGGGCGGUUAGUGAUAUAAACGAUAACAUCUACACGUGGCGGUGCCCCUUCCUCAUGGGGAAGAGUUGUAACAAAGCCAUGCGAAUUGAUCACUUUAUCGUGUCAAGAGAUUUCAUGCCGAACGUGGAAAACGUGGAAAUACACGGAUACAGUGUUUUCCACAACAACUUUUACGGCUCGGACCAUUGUCCAGUGAUUCUACACCUGAGGGGGGGGUGA
This is a messenger RNA of Plasmodium knowlesi strain H, 1551 nucleotides long. RefSeq names its product DNA-(apurinic or apyrimidinic site) lyase, putative. Gene Ontology annotation, molecular function: phosphoric diester hydrolase activity; DNA-(apurinic or apyrimidinic site) endonuclease activity; double-stranded DNA 3'-5' DNA exonuclease activity. The transcript has a single exon. The coding region runs from base 1 to 1551 and encodes 516 amino acids. The record is from RefSeq and is a predicted model, not a curated record. NCBI's taxonomy places the organism in Eukaryota, Apicomplexa, Aconoidasida, Haemosporida, Plasmodiidae. Gene Ontology annotation, cellular component: nucleus. Gene Ontology annotation, biological process: base-excision repair.